CCCUCCCCCUCAGGCCGCGGUCGCAAUUACGCUCCCUGUGGCCUGCAGUCAGCGGGCGACCGACGGCCGAAGACUCGGCGCCGACCCGGACCGGAGGAGCUCUAGGCCAAAGGGGGUGCGCCAGCCAGGAUUCCGGUACCCUUCCACUGCUUGAGACGAGCGAGAGGAAAUGAAACAGGCGGGAACUGGCAGGGGAGGGAGGAAGCCAGCGGAAGGUGUCAUGGCGGCCGCGCUCUGGGUCACGUGGCCCGCAGGCCCGCCUUGGCACUUCCGGUCACGUGCCCGCAGAGUUCUCGCAGCCAGCGAUGGAGGCGAGACCCCCCAGUAACAGAGGCGGUGGCGACGGCGGCGGCUGCAGGGUUUCAGCCUCUUCCCGGCAGCGUCUCUGAGAAACGCAGUGAGACUCCGCCCGACCCAGCCCAGUUACGCGCUCUCUGCCUAGGGGCGUCGCUCCCACCUGCAUCAUCUAGCCAUUAUGGCAACUUCAUCUGAAGAAGUUUUGCUAAUUGUAAAGAAGGUGCGUCAAAAGAAGCAGGAUGGAGCACUGUACCUCAUGGCAGAAAGAAUUGCUUGGGCACCUGAAGGCAAAGAUAGAUUUACAAUCAGCCAUAUGUAUGCAGAUAUUAAAUGCCAGAAAAUCAGUCCAGAAGGAAAAGCUAAAAUUCAGCUUCAGCUGGUCCUGCAUGCAGGGGACACAACUAACUUCCAUUUUUCCAAUGAAAGCACAGCAGUGAAAGAGCGAGAUGCAGUGAAAGAUCUUCUUCAGCAGCUGCUGCCUAAAUUCAAGAGGAAAGCAAAUAAAGAACUGGAAGAGAAAAACAGAAUGCUGCAAGAAGAUCCUGUUUUGUUUCAGCUCUAUAAAGACCUUGUUGUGAGUCAAGUGAUAAGUGCUGAGGAAUUCUGGGCCAAUCGUUUAAAUGUGAAUGCAACAGAGAGUUCUUCCACAUCCAAUCACAAACAGGAUGUUGGCAUUUCUGCAGCAUUUCUGGCUGAUGUACGGCCCCAAACAGAUGGAUGUAAUGGUCUGAGAUACAAUUUAACCUCGGAUAUCAUUGAGUCCAUAUUUAGGACCUAUCCAGCUGUAAAAAUGAAAUAUGCAGAAAAUGUUCCCCACAACAUGACAGAAAAGGAAUUCUGGACACGUUUUUUUCAGUCCCAUUAUUUUCAUAGGGACAGACUGAAUACAGGGUCAAAGGACCUCUUUGCAGAAUGUGCCAAAAUAGAUGAAAAAGGGUUAAAAACAAUGGUUUCCUUAGGAGUGAAAAAUCCACUGCUUGAUUUGACAGCUUUGGAAGAUAAACCAUUAGAUGAGGGCUAUGGCAUUUCCUCUAUGCCAUCUACUUCUAAUUCUAAAUCCAUAAAGGAGAAUAGUAACGCUGCCAUCAUCAAGAGGUUUAACCAUCACAGUGCCAUGGUCCUGGCAGCCGGUCUCAGGAAGCAAGAAGCACAAACCGAACAAAAUGGUGAGCCCAGCAGCAUGGAUGGAAACUGUGGAGAUGCAGACUGCUUUCAGCCAGCAGUCAAACGGGCGAAGUUACAAGAGUCUAUUGAAUAUGAGGAUUUGGGGAAAAAUAAUUCCAUGAAAACAAUUGCACUAAACCUCAAGAAGUCAGAUAGGUAUUAUCAUGGUCCAACUCCAAUCCAGUCAUUACAGUAUGCAACAAGUCAGGACAUUAUUAAUUCUUUUCAAAGUAUUAGACAAGAAAUGGAAGCUUAUACACCCAAAUUAACUCAGGUUCUUUCAAGUAGUGCUGCCAGUAGUACCAUCACAGCACUGUCACCUGGAGGAGCACUUAUGCAGGGAGGAACACAGCAAGCCAUAAACCAGAUGGUGCCAAAUGAUAUUCAGUCUGAAUUGAAACACCUCUAUGUGGCAGUUGGGGAACUUUUACGGCACUUCUGGUCCUGCUUUCCUGUUAAUACACCAUUCCUAGAAGAAAAGGUAGUGAAAAUGAAAAGUAAUUUGGAACGGUUCCAAGUUACAAAGCUCUCCCCAUUCCAAGAAAAAAUUCGAAGACAGUAUUUAAGCACAAAUCUGGUAAGUCACAUAGAAGAGAUGCUCCAGACAGCCUACAACAAGCUACACAUGUGGCAGUCACGGCGUCUGAUGAAGAAAACGUGAAGGGUCGGUAGCUCUCACAGGUUUUGUGAGAUUGAGAGAACUGUGGCCCACAAUGACCCUGAAAACCUGGCCUGACAGACCUGCAGAUGGAUCACUUAGAAGUGACAAACAUCUGCACCACGCGGACUCUCGGAGCUGAUGCUAUUGUACUUGCACAUUGUGAACUGAAAGGAACUGUGAUUAAAUUAAAAGCUGGGGAGGUAUAUUAAGGCAGAACCAAAAUGAGCUAAGUUGCAAAUAUAUAUAUUUUAAAAAGACACUGUUUACUGCAGUUACUCAGGAACUGCUUUUGAUUCACAUUAAGCUGCUUUCAGAAAUUUGAAGAAGAAAAAACACUUUUUUAAAGGGUGCAUUGAUAAAAUCUUGGGUGGGGCUAGGGGAUUUUUUUGUUUGUUUGUUUUUUUCUGUGUAAAUUUUUUCCUAAGUUUAUGGCACAGGGUACACCUUAAGUAUUUCUCCUUCAUCCUCCAGUUUUGAAUUUUCAAGUUUUACUGAAUUCUAGUUGUACCUUACAUCAGCAAAUUAAGAGAGUACUUUUAAAUAAAGCAGAGGAAGACUGUUACUCAACCAUCGGGAAACAGUUAUAGUCAGAAGACAUCAUUGGUCCUGUGUUUCCUACGGAAAUAAAACACAAUAAAUAUUGCACUGAAUGUUUGUGGCUUGGAGUCCCUAAAUGAUAAAGAGGGAACAUAUUUGCAGAAAGUCGCGUGGGGUUUUUUAUGCAGAAUUUUGUCAGAAGACAAUGGCACUGCAUGUUUUUCUUUGAGUGCAAAUGUACAUUGCUAAGAGUUUUUUUUUUUUUUAAGAUGGCAUGUGCUUUGAAAAGAGGAAAUUGCAUUUUUAAGAGUUUAAAAAAUCUUAUGAGUGAAAAAUAUAAGAAAUCUUACUUAUUUUCACUUCUUUAGAAAAAAUAAAAGAUGUUUCUCAUAUCUCCUUUUCUCCAGUAUCUGUUACUGUCCUUGGCGUAUCGAUAAUCACUGCAGAGUGACUGAAAAGCCUAAAUGCAAAAAAAAAAAAAAAAAAAAAAAAAGCUAUGUUGUUGUUUCUGGAAUCCGUGCCAUAUUUUGUUCCUAAUGGGAUCAACCUGCUGUUUCUCUAAGACUUUAGAUGUCUUGUAUUAAAAAUUACAGUAAAAAGUAAAACUUUCUAUAGAUACUCUUUUAACUGAAACAUAUCUUGUGGUUUCUCCUUAUGUGUGAUAUUUACUUGCUUG
Talpa occidentalis (Iberian mole) is the source of this 3335-nucleotide messenger RNA. It is a transcript of the gene GTF2H1, whose product is annotated as general transcription factor IIH subunit 1. Gene Ontology annotation, biological process: transcription by RNA polymerase I; nucleotide-excision repair; transcription by RNA polymerase II. Bases 476 to 2122 code for a protein of 548 amino acids. Lineage: Eukaryota; Metazoa; Chordata; Mammalia; Eulipotyphla; Talpidae. The transcript is spliced from 15 exons. Gene Ontology annotation, cellular component: transcription factor TFIIH holo complex; transcription factor TFIIH core complex. The record is from RefSeq and is a predicted model, not a curated record.